Molecule: messenger RNA, 1898 nt
Organism: Sorex fumeus (smoky shrew)
Lineage: Eukaryota; Metazoa; Chordata; Mammalia; Eulipotyphla; Soricidae
Gene: PALM3
Product: paralemmin 3
Exons: 8
Coding region: 51-1748 (565 amino acids)
Biological process (GO): Toll signaling pathway; negative regulation of cytokine-mediated signaling pathway; regulation of cell shape
Cellular component (GO): membrane
Source: RefSeq, a predicted model, not a curated record
AGCUUCCAGAAGGCUGCAGGGAAGCAGAGCUGCUGCCCGGCCAGGGAGCCAUGGCCCUCGACAACCAUGUGUGGGCGCCGGCAGCACCCAUGCCGAUGGCCGAGAGCGCCCUCUACCGACAGCGGCUAGAGGUUAUCGCGGAGAAGCGGCGGCUGCAGGAGGCGAUCCGGGCGGCGCGGCGCGAGCUGGAGGAGGAGAAGCUUCGCGUGCAGCGGCUCAAGAGAAAGACUCUCCGGGACCGGUGGCUUAUGGAGGGGGCAGCUGAGGAGCCAGAGGGGCCGGAGGACCCCCCGACCCCUGAGUCUCAGGCUCAGGCCCGCAUCCAGAGCCUAGAGGACAGCUUGUUCACUCUCCAGGCCCAGCUGCAGCUGUUGCAGAGUGCGUCCACAGGGGCACUGCACAGGCCCGGGAGCAGACCCAUCUGGCGCCGACAGGGCCAGCGUCCUCUCUCGCAGCCCCCUAUGGAGCCGGCCCCUGCAGGCCAGGCUGACCAGGACAAGCGUGCCUCCUUGCCAGCUGGACUGGCGGGCACGCCCCCAGAGUGCCCCCCUGGGCCAGGACAGGUGCCCAGGGCAGCGGGAGUGUCUGCAGAAGCCAAUGGCCCCGGCCUGGAGUCCAGCUCUGUGCCGGCUGUAGAGGGGGCAGCCAAGGGCGAGGACAGUGGCGUGGGUGUCGUGGAGGUGGUGUGGGAGGGCCUGAGGGCCACGGAGGACAGUCCCGGGGAGCCCACGGGCGCCGAGCUGGAGGCCAGGGUGGAGGCCAUGGUGCUGGAGGCCAUCGGGGAGAGGCUGGACGUGGGCAGGCCCGACCUCCCGGCCUGGGUGAGGGAUGACCGGGCUGUCGUUGAGGUUGUCUGGGAGGGGGUCGGAGGGGACUUGGAGGUCCGGGGGGAGCCAGGCAGGGACCCCCCGGCACCACCCAGCCUCCCUGAAGGCUCGAGAAGGGGUAGCCCUGACGGGGCGGGGCAGGGGGGCCGUGGGGGCGAGGACGGCACCUUCAUCUGGGUGGAGAGAGUGACCGUCGCUGAGGACUGGGAGGAGCUGGGGCUGGAGGGGACUGAGGGGCCGCGAGACAGCGGGGGCGCGGCCAGUUGGGAGCUGGAGCGGAGACAGGCGGAGGAGCGUGGAGCACCGGGAGGAGGUGAGGAAGCCCUGAAGGCACAGAGAGAGGAAGGGGAGGAGUCACCCAAAGCAGACAGAGGAGGAGGUGAGGAGCUAUUGAAAGAAGCCAGCGAAGGAGGUGAGGAAUCGAUGCAGAUGCAGGCAGAGACUAGCGGAGCCAGGGCUGUUUCCCAGUCGGAAGCGACCCCCGAGGUGGAGAAGGACAUCAGUGCAGGACAGAGAGCCCCUGGGGAAGGGCUGGAGGGGCCCACCGAGGAGGCAGAGGCAGGGGCUGCCCUGAGGGCCAGGGAAGAGCCCACCCAGGAAAUGGAAGCCCAGCCACCCCAGAAGACCACGGAGGACUGCCUGGAGGUGGAAACGGCCUCAGGGACACCCCAGACCCCAGCUGAGGGCCCGAGCCCCUCGGGCAAUGCCGCGCCCCUUGUGGAGGUGACCCCAGCCCCAGCAGAGCAGCCCCCAGAGUGCCAGCCGCUGCUGCAGGCCAAGGGGCCCAGGACCAACCCCAGUGCCCACCCUGUGCCCAGCUAUGCCCCUGCCCGCCAGCCCCUGCCCUCCGCUGCUGCUCCGGAGGCCUCCGAGACCAGUGCUCCAAAGCAGAAAACGUGCCAGUGUUGUGCGGUUAUGUGAGCCCAGGCCCUGCUCCCCGCGCCAGGCUCUCUCACACCUACCUCGGCCGCUUGGCACCCAGCAGAGGGUCCCGGGCACAGAUGGGACCCACGGGCCCUGCCCGCCCCACCCCUCCACCUGGGCUUCAGGAUCCCCGCUGCUGCCUGUGAC